Molecule: messenger RNA, 2069 nt
Organism: Annulohypoxylon maeteangense
Lineage: Eukaryota; Fungi; Ascomycota; Sordariomycetes; Xylariales; Hypoxylaceae
Product: GNS1/SUR4 family-domain-containing protein
Exons: 2
Coding region: 264-1712 (482 amino acids)
Biological process (GO): fatty acid elongation, saturated fatty acid; sphingolipid biosynthetic process; fatty acid elongation, polyunsaturated fatty acid
Cellular component (GO): endoplasmic reticulum membrane
Molecular function (GO): fatty acid elongase activity
Source: RefSeq, a predicted model, not a curated record
UUUUGCCCUUUUCCAUUCAUCCCUUUUUUGGUGUAUAUCCUUAAUCACGGCUUCUUUCGAAUCCUUCGAACUCACCGUUCUGAUUCAUCGUUCGAUGUCUUCGUAGACCUCUGAAUCAGCCCCUUGUCACUUACCUUAGAGCUGGUGCAUAUAUACAUAACGGAAUUGUCGCGUGUGCGGUCUGUACUACCUCAUAGCUAUCUUUAGUCUCUCAAAUUUCACCGACCGGAGUUGAGAUCAAGCCCAAGAUUCAAGUUACAAACAUGGCUGCGCCGAUUGUGUUCCUCUCGCCUCCUCCGGCCAACCUUUUCAGAUUCCCACCGCAUUCAGUGCCGGAAGCUAUCCCUCCUCCGCCUUUUGAUCAGCCCUUCACCAUACCGGACAACUUAUACGUCAGCGCGUUAGACCCCAAAGUCCCGAUUACGAUCGCAGCUAUCUAUGCAAUCUCUGCCAAAGUGUUGAACGUCUAUAACAAGUCCACCGGCAAGAAACCCUGGGCUAUCAGCAAAACCAGGGCCUUCCAUUUUUUCGUUGUUUUGCACAACGUCUUUCUCGCCGUUUACUCAGCAUGGACUUGGAUUGGCAUGUUCAACGCUCUUCGCAGCACGGUCGUGAGCCCGGCUGGACCUGAUGGAUGGGCUGGUACGGUCGACAGCCUCUGCAAGUUUCACGGGCCUACUGGCCUAGGCAAUGCGCUCAACUACAACCAGAACCAUAGAGUAUGGGAAUCAUUAACUGGCUCCAAUGUUCUAGCAGCUGGGAGUUUCCCCAGCCGGACUGAAACUGGACGACUCUGGAACGAAGGUCUAGCUUUCUAUGGCUGGCUGUUUUAUAUUAGCAAGUUUUAUGAGGUUGUCGAUACUCUGAUUAUCCUUGCUAAGGGCAAGCUGAGUUCUACCCUUCAGACCUACCACCACGCAGGUGCUAUGAUGGCUAUGUGGGCUGGUAUGCGUUACAUGUCGACUCCUAUUUGGAUCUUCGUGUGCUUUAACUCCGCAAUCCACGCUCUAAUGUACACCUACUACACAGUGACCGCUUUCAACAUCCGCGUACCUACUCUGGUAAAGCGCUCCCUCACUUCUCUUCAAAUUUCGCAGUUCAUCAUUGGCGCCUCUGCUGCCAUAAUUCACUCCUUCAUCUCGUACUCGGUUCCGGUCCAAGUGAAGGUUGCCACUUCCGAGGCCACUGCUGUCGUUUCUAGCAUCGCUGCUGCUGCAACUGCUACUCCUAGCUCUGAUAGCUUCCUCGAGAACCUUAAGCAAACACUCUUCGGCACCGCUCAAGUCGCUGGAGCAGCUGCUGUGGUAGCCGACUCCGCAGACCCAUCUGCCAGUUACGUAACCCGAUACCAAAAGGUGGACUGUAUCACAACAACGGGCGCCACUUUCGCAAUCUGGCUAAAUGUCUUCUACCUACUUCCUCUGACCUACCUGUUCAUGUCAUUCUUCGUCGCAAGCUACCUACGCCGCAGCAAGGCAGAAGUCGUACGUGCUAAGGUCAACCCCAACCGGCGUCUUAGCAACGUCAUGUUGGCAGAGAAGGCUAGCUGGGACGCCGCGAAGGGUCUUGAGCGUGAAGUUUACGGCGAAAGCAACGAAGGUGCUAUUGUCGAGGAUAGCGACGACUCUACCGGCAAUGACAACUUGCACCCAUCAUCUGCUGGCCGAUUUAACGAGAAGACGAAUGGCGUGUUGAACGGCAAGCAUUAUUAGAAAUAUACCCAAAAUAUAUAUGCGUUAGACGUUUAAAAACCGGCGCAAGUCGAAUUUGUGGGAAUUACUAAUAACAUAGGUAAGUACCUACUCAUGGGGUACUACAGCGAUACUACGCCGGCGCCCCGGUGCUAUAAUUAAAUCAUAUCCGGAGUUUAGGGAGCCAGGAAAAGGGGUCGCUAUGAAAAACAUGUUGCAUGAAGGGAAUAGGCGAUGGUUUCGAGACCAAGCCUAUGAUGAAGUUUGGAUCAUUGAAAUGAGUGCUGAAUUCAGACUCGUUGUAUAUAUUUGAAAUAAGCGUUAUUGCUUAAGGUGUAGAUAUAGAACACGUUUAAUGAUCAUGUGUUUGAACCUUAA